This is a messenger RNA of Annulohypoxylon maeteangense, 10189 nucleotides long. RefSeq lists its product as uncharacterized. The record is from RefSeq and is a predicted model, not a curated record. The coding region runs from base 162 to 9890 and encodes 3242 amino acids. Lineage: Eukaryota; Fungi; Ascomycota; Sordariomycetes; Xylariales; Hypoxylaceae. The transcript is spliced from 12 exons.
CGAAAUUACCAUAGCACCCCAUACUCGCAGAUUCUAGCUAUCACAAUCCUUCUACUUCUUAUACCUACAAAUUCCGAUAUUUGAACUUCCUUGGCGUCCGAUAUCAUAUCAGGCAGAGUACCCAGAUAUUUCCCGCAUACUAUGAUAAUACAUUCACAUCAAUGGAUUUCAAAACCACCAGCACCCCACCUGGGGUUCUUGAGAGCCUCUUCAACCAUAUAGCUUUACCUGUGAAGUUACCACAAGAAUCUGACUCUAGCAUCGACGAAAUUGAGCGUGCAUUGGUAGAUCGCUUAACCGUUGCUGCUAACCUAAUGAGAGACGCCCAAGAUCCUGCCUAUUGGCGAAUCUGGGACUCGCUCAGGCGCUCGCUUCAAAUUUGCAAAGCUCUCAAUAUUGGCGGGAAGCUAGAAAGAAGCCAACUGAGUAUACAUCUGAAACAGCUUCGCGAUUCCGAUGUAAUCAUUCUUCAUGUGGCAGCCCAGAAUGCAGGCAUUAUCAUUCACAAGCCUAUUGAUCCAAAAUUGAGAGGAAAUAUUCUAUUUGAAACAUUCGAGGCAUCACCCAAGCGUGAAUCCGUCCUGGCGUCCCAAACUCUUUCGUGGACGUUCCCCGGAACUGCCGUAUUGGUACCUUCUUCGACAUUCUACGACGAUGCUUUUAUCGACAGUCUUUCGGUAUUCCUAGAGCAAGCUUCCGUCGAAUCUACCCAGAAAUUCUCCGAGUAUGCGACGAAAUCGGGGCACCAGGUCACCGAAAAUAGGGAAAAUGCAGAUCCAGCCUUAAUCACGUCUUUUCUCACCGCGGUCCUAGAGGCGAAUGGCAAACGCAUUUCACCCACACUCCUUCAGAAAAGGGUGAGAGAUGAUAUUUGCUGGUCCAGCAAUGCACCUUGGCGAAGGUUGCCAUAUUGGCUUGUUCUUCGAGUCGGUAUAGCCCGCUAUCUGGCAACCAUUCUUGGUGGACCACACGGCCGAAUCCAGUAUAAGUUCUGGAUGUGCAUCAUCCAUGGUAUAAUACUCGAUGAUAUCGAAGACAUUGUUCCAUUGGAGGAUCAAUCUUUCCUCAAGGCAAAACUAUGUCGUCGCCUCUACAAGCUCGACCGAGACUGCUUAGAGCAACCGCAAAUCAUUCAGGAGGUUUACGGUAAAUUGAACCGCGUGUUUACCCCUCUAUUCAAAAAGACUCUAGAGGCUGUUGAUUUUAGAAUCAAUGAAGUCUGGACUCAACAAAAGAAAGGAAUGAUUAGGCCUAUUCCACCAUUGCCUCGUCAAGCGAAUCCAAAGGAGUUGUGCCUAAGUCUUUUUUCGAGUCGUGAAUAUCUAAACAAUGCUCGUAAGAGGUUUCAAAAUACGAUACCAUAUAGGACAGCCCAACCUCUUACAACUCCCCAUCAACCCAAAGUUCAUAUCCAAGCUACCAGUAAUAAACUUCUUAAGCUUUUUGAAAAGGAAAAACAGAUCCGAUACACAGUUUCCGAUUUAUCCCUAGGUUCAAUAAGCUUAUCAGCACGGGUUCAGCAACUGCAUGGAGUCAUUCACGAUUACAUCGGCCAAAUCAAUGGCCAGUACGAUGAUAAUGUGGAGCAGAAGUCGAUCAUGCUCCUUACCUUGAUGGAGACAUGGACGGCUCUUGACGAUGCCGCGUGCAAAAUGUUUCCUCUCUUAUAUGAAUUUCACCCCGUCUUUACCGCUCGUUUAUUGGAAAUUCUCCGCCUCCCCUUACUAUCCGACAUCUCGCGUGCGCGUAAAGUUGAGUCAUAUAUCCGAGGCCGUAUAUCUCGAUCGGGAGACUGUCGGGCCACAUUAUUUGACGACCCAUGCAAAGGCUGUUUCGCGGAGAGGUACUUCGACGGAUCUUCAGGUUCUAGCCCACUCGCAAAUAUACUUGCCGAGAUACAGUCCACUUCCGCGCAGCAACUAAAGGAGAAAGAACAAGAAUGGCGUGAAAUGAGUGCCGAAUACGAGAUGCUGACUAGAGAGUAUGAUUCUGCGACAUGCGUCUACGUUCAGUCGAUGGAUGGGUUGUACCCGACACACGAUCAGUACACCUGUCCAAAGUGUCAGUUAGAUAAACGGAGAUCCCGUAUGACAAUAAGAGCAUUUGAGUCGCCGCUUCCUGAGAACACAGUAAUGGCAAAGGCGAUAGUGUUCGAACUCAGAUGCCCUGAGGCGCUUGCUUCCUAUCGCGAUGCGACGUGGGCGAUCUUACAUGGCGUUGCGAAACCAUCGCAGGAAGUGGGGAUUAAACCCAGGAUAUGCUUACAAGACUAUUCGGGGUUAAAGAUGUACGCCAGAGUUCCUGGCAGUAUAUCUCUUGCAUCUACGACGAAAUCAUUCUUAAUGACCCACUAUAGGGGGAAGAAAUUCCCCGUUGAUCUCGAUCAAGUGUGUUAUCCGAACGGCCUCAAGUUAUCGUAUUUCGACCAGGCCUUUAAAUCCUGGCCCGGCCAUAGACCAGCACGCCCCACCUUUGAGCAUCACUGCAAGUUAUCGCUUCCGAAGAGUUCUCCAUUCUCAAAUCUCCUCGAGUCUCAGAGCUUUAAUGCUUAUGGCGAUGGUCCAUCCUCAUACGAGAUCGCCGCAUCUCAUUCACACUGUCCAUCCAGUCUUAACCCACACGAAUAUACAGCCUUUCAAUACCUCUUGUCUGGCAAACGUCGGCGGUGGAUCACUAUCUUGAGAGAGCUGGGAUCAUCAAAUCUCAACCUAUCUACAGAAACGACAACCAUGUUGCUUGAUCAUCUAGCACAUCAGAUCGGUCCAUCAGACGAGCACCACGAGCUACUUGGAGCUAUCCAUUAUGUUUUCGAAGACAUUUCUUUUUGUGAAGCCUUGCUACACCAGCUCAAGACAAAGCUAGAGGCCAUUGCCUCUAAUUGGCGCGAGACCCAUCUAAUGGAGAUCGUCGUCAUUUUGACUCUUAGAUUGAUUGCAUUUACGGCACCGAGUACAAAUCACUUGACAAUAAAGUCGUUAGAUCUGCUUUCUGAAGCUAGACAGAUCACCUUACAGUGGGUAAGGAUGUUACGAAAAGAGAUGUAUUCCACGGGCGAUUUGGAUAAUAAGAGGAAUUGCCAGUCAUAUCUUCUAUGGGCUGCUCUUCUCUGUAAAAGAACAUAUGCUUCGCACCAGAUUGAAAUCAACCAAUAUCUCAAGGAGGAGGAUAUCUCUAUAUUUAUCGAAUGUAGUGCAACGGUCUACGACAAUAUCCCGGAUAAUAUCGCCUCCCUCGGACAAAUCAUGAAGAAUUCUUUCAUCAGAGAUCUAAGGAUGAUGUAUGAUUUAAAGGAUAAAAUACGGCAGUGGAUUGAGAGGCACUCGGGGGGUCCUCUUCAUGCUGCGCUUCGGAACCUGUGGCCGGCUGCCGCAUCAAAAUCGCUCUUUGCUAUUACCUUUGAAAAUGACGGGUGGAUUCAAAUUAGUUUGAAUGAUGUAAUCGAAGGGUUAGGGAGCGCAAGCUACAAUUAUAUAUUUGGUAUCUUGUUAGUGGAUGGGGAACCACUCGGUAAACUCCCUACGGAUCCAAAAAGCACGAUAAUCCUCGAGGAACUCUUUGGGAGCCAGACAAGUCUUAUGAAAUACCCCUCAACAAGUCCCGGAAUGACUCAUGUUUUGGCUUUUGAGAGGGAAGGUUAUGAGACACAUAUUGGGUAUGACGGCGCCGAGACUAUAAUUCGAGCCAUUAAAGAGAACCGGGUCUUAGAACUGAUCCCAAGAGAGAAGUUCCGCAACGGAAAUCAGUUUGACCUCCCGGCACACCUUAUUGAUAACUGUAUUCAUUGGCUCGACCCUGUUACCGGGAUCCUCGAGAUUCGGUCAAAAACCAAGAAUAUUUGGAAGUCCCACCCACACAACUGGAGACUAGAUGUUACAACAUCGACAUGUUCACGAUUUACGCCCGGUGCGAAGGGUAAAGAGACGCUGGUGGACCCCUAUAGUCCACUAUUCAACCGCGUGUCAAGAAUAUUUGCUUAUUUCGAACAUCCGAUGCAUUUGACAAUCUACCAGCCGGGCGGCAAGUUUUCACCCACCGUCGAGAUGCCUCGAAUGCAGCUUAGGUGGUUUGUCAACAGAAACAAGUUACUACAAUCUUCGCAUCUCCAAGCCGAGAUUGACCCUUCCCAAUGUAUUGACACUUGGUAUGGGUUUGACAGUAAAUUGGUUUGUCGCAGUUUGAAAAAUCCCCAAGAUCGCUUUGUUCUUGCGCCGUUGGGUUUACUCAGAGCAAGAAAGCGAGGUUGCCACGUUCAGGUGAUCGUGCAGAUCCCACACCCUCAAACACCAUCUGCAAACUAUAUACGGUUUAUGGUCAAUACAACUCUCGGUCGCAUUGAUUGCGCCUCGGAGCCUGCACUUGUAUAUAAAAAAGCCGAGAUACACGCACUCACCUCCUUCAUUCUACCGGACCCCUUAACGGGCUUGACUGGAAUUGAAAGCUCUCUAUCCAUUUUGACUUCGGGUAUAUCCCAACCAUGGGCACCACUAACAGUCCUCCCAACAAACAUACUAUGCGCUCUUUCAAGACUCUCUCCGAAGCGGGAAUACUAUCCUGAAGACCUCAAGGUCAUGAAGAAGGAGAUCUGGAAUCACGACUUACCCACCUUGGUCCAACGAGAAGAAUUCCAUAUCUUAGCCGACAAGAUCAUCUCUCAAUCUGAUAGAUUAGAUGCCUUUCAUCCCCAAAAGAUGGAGACAGAAAAGCUAUCAUCAUCCAGUGAUACUCAUCUAGACUUGCGCGCUCUACGCCGACGCCAGCAUUAUGAGAGAUGCAGUUAUGGACUAUCCCUUGACACUCCGGAUGAUACUGUGUACGAAUCAAGACACGAUCCCCGCGCCAGUAGUUCGCGAUAUUCCAACGUCUUGGAGACGGCCGUUUUAAUACGCAACAAACCAAGGUUCAUGUCUACUGUGAGAGAUCUUGCAGUGAAUCUCUCCCAAUCACUCGUAAUAAAAGGGUACAAUCAGGAUUUCGACAAGAUAACACUACAUGAUCGCCUCGAGGUUGAUAUACGUCGAGAAUUCGGCCCACUUGUCAACGCUGUAAAAGAUAUACAAGGCCGAUUUAAGCUCAUGUUCUUUCUGGGGGUAAUUUCGUUCCGAUCGAACGCCAAUAUGCACUUGAUUCGAACGCUGAUUGCAUUCGCUCACUGGGAUGAUCUUCAAUCUUUGUCCCUUCCUCCUUAUGAUGAGUACUGCAGCUUCCGGCCACACCAAGUCCCGCAAAUUGACGUUCUAGUCAAGCUUAUCGAGCCAUUCCAAGCACCACCUCCGGAAGAUCCUCCCCUGAUGGAAUUUGCCAGCGGUAGAAACCAACGAAAGGUCUACCAGGCCAAGGCUGCCCAUGCACAAAAAGCAAGCUCCGACUGUAAAAAGUUGGCACAAGCUCUAAUACACGAAUGGCCCACUCCCAAUCUAAACGCAAAGCAUACAGAAGAUUCCUAUCUAAUAGACGUCCCCGCCGCUCUGAACCAUGUGCGCCCCGAGUGGGAAAGAACAUACCGGAACCAUGAAUUCUAUAUACACCUUCAAGCAGUACAGGAAAUUCUGAACCAAAGACAUUCGGAUAUCGAGUUUCAAAGGCCAGACUUUGUUCCUUCUGAGUUAAUGUUUAAUAUCCAACAACCAGAUUACAGGCUACCCACCCUAAGUCAUGACAUGAUGGGAAUGCCUAUUCACAAAGUUAGGGCAAAUAUCACAAAACAACGCAUCAAUCCUGGGGGGGAUGCACCACAGCCCAGGCUACCUUUCCGCAAUAGUUCGACAGAAAAGGCUUCGUCGGAAUUAGCGCAGAUCAUCGACGGAUUCUCUCAAUCCAAAUCGGCUAUUAAAAAAAGGUACGCGGCAGACUUGAAAGAGAGUUUAGCUGCUUUUAGAAUCCACAGUUCUCAAGCCGCAGCUGUCUCAGCUUUGCCGUCAUCUAAUGACUAUACAGUCAAUCAACUGGAGGCAUUUGUAAAAUCAAUCCUAGCUGAGAUAGAAUCUGCAGUAGAGCAACCAAAUGUUGUAUACUCUGCUAGACAAAUACUUUGGCUGCAAUAUGGUCAACUAUGGCCUGCUAUCACUCGGAUUACCCUUCUCGAGCAACUUCGAGCGACCACUAAGCGUUCAUUCGGAACGGGGAUGAAGGGAAGACUACUGGAUUUCGCUUUAUCGAUUACAAGCUUGCAAAGACAGCUACGAAUGCAGUCAUACCAGAAUUCAAAUGAACACGCUCGUUACGAAGAAGAACGAAUAAAUACUGGUCAUAGUAAUUGGAGACCAGAAGACUAUCCAGACUGGAUUUUACUUGAAGUUGAAUCAAACUUGCUGAUUCGUGAAACUCAAGUUGAAGUCGCUCUAGCAAUAAUAGAUCCAGAGUCAAAGGCCAAUAGCGUCCUCCAGUUGAAUAUGGGACAAGGCAAGACAUCGUGUAUCAUUCCGAUGGCUGCGGUUUUACUUGCAGACGGCAAAAACCUUGUUCGGGUGUCUGUACCUAAAGCCCUACUGAAAACAACCGCUCAACUACUUCAUGGUCGCCUGGGGGGUCUAGUUGGUAGAGAGAUCAGCCAUGUGCCUUUUUCUCGGAGAACUUCGACGAAGGAAGGCCAUAUCAAGUUAUUUCACAGGCUGCAUCGUGAUAUUCAGAGAAAGCACGGGAUAAUGCUUUGCCUUCCAGAACAUCAAAUGUCGUUCAUGCUAUCUGGUCUUCAACGGGUGCUUGACCAAGAGAUUCCCGAAGCUAACAUGAUGGUUCGAGUCCAAGGGUGGAUUCAAUCAUGUGCCCGGGACAUUCUCGAUGAGAGCGACCAUACUCUCGCCGUCAAGACGCAGCUCAUAUAUCCUUCCGGGUCACAGAUGACUGUGGACGGGCAUCCGCAUCGAUGGGUAGUGGUUGAACAAAUUUUGGGCUUAAUGGAUAUGCACCUAUACGAGCUAGCCACCAGCUACCGAUAUUCAAUCGAGGUUGUGAGACGCCCACAUGGAGGGUUCCCUUUUGUCUUCUUCCUCCGACCAGAUGUUGAGGAGGAACUGGUUAUCCGCCUCAGGUAUGAUGUCUGUCGGGGUGCCAGAGGCAUAAUUCCAAUUGAUUCAAUUGAACCGGCAGAUCGCAUUGCGAUCAAGGAAUUUCUCUCCAGUGGCAAAGUUCGGCAAGCAAGUUUGGAUCGCAUCAGCAGAUUGUGUCCUGAUCGACCCCAUAUAAGACAGACCAUAUACUUGCUUCGUGGAUUGUUCGUUCAUCGGAUUCUUAUAAUGUCUCUUAAGAAACGAUACGGCGUUCAAUAUGGACUUCACCCUUUGCGAGAUCCGGUAGCAGUUCCUUUUCAUGCAAAAGGAGUUCCAAGUGACCAAUCUGAGUUUGGUCAUGUCGAUGUCGCUAUCUUAUUAACUGCCCUAGCCUUUUAUUACUGCGGUAUAAGUAUAUCGCAGACUCGUCAAGCUUUAGAAGCUGUCUUGAAGUCCGAUGAUCCUGCUUCCGAGUAUGAUAAAUGGACCGAAGACGAAGAUUUUCCAGAUUACUUAAGAGACUGGCAUUCAAUCAACGUUGAUGAUUCUCAGCAAAUGGGCCAAAUCUGGAACAGCGUGCGAUUCAAGGUGCCGGUGAUCGAUUAUUUUAUGAAUAACUUUGUCUUUCCACCCCACGCAAAACAGUUCAAAGUUCGGUUGCAGUCCAACGGCUGGGACAUACCUUUACCGUCUCAUACCCAGUCUAGCCAACCAAAUAAGAACAAGUCCCUGAAUCAGUCAAGGGGACUGACUACCGGCUUCUCUGGCACAAAUGACAUCAAGCCACUCUUGCCCUUAACUAUCAAGCAGGAUGAUUUGCCUGCGUUGUCUCAUACAAAUGCAGAGGUGCUCACAUACCUCCUACAGCCUCGAUCCAAAAGCUAUAGUGUGAUGGUCGACCAGAACCAAAAACGCAUUAGUGAAAUUUCAUUUCUACAUAUGUUGAGAAGGCGCGAUAUCCGAAUUCUCAUUGAUUCUGGAGCUCAAAUUCUCGAACAAUCAAACAAGGAGUUGGCCGAGAACUGGUUGAAGGUAGACGGUCGCGCAGUAGUGGCACUGUACUUCGAGGGCGAUAGUCCAUGGAUCCUCUCAAAGCAAGGAACUAAGACCCCACUGCUUGCUUCGCCUUACGCAGACAACUUAAAUGAAGUUCUAGUGUACCUUGAUGAGGCCCAUACGCGGGGAACUGAUCUCAAGUUUGGUCAAUACGCUCGCGCUGCCCUCACCCUAGGGUUAUCCCAGACAAAGGAUCAUACAGUGCAAGCUGCUAUGAGACUCCGCCAACUCGGUACGACGCAGUCAGUGGCAUUUUUCGCUCCGCCCGAGGUGAAUCAAAGCAUUCGAGAUUUAUGUGGUAAAGUGGAUUCGGAGUGGAUAAAUUCAUACGACGUGAUCCGCUGGCUCAUCAGCAAUACCUGUGAUGGGAUAGAGCAGCUGCAGCCUCUUUAUUAUUCUCAGGGUACAGAUUACUGCAACCGAAUGCAAGCAGCUGAGGAUUUCCCAAAUUUCCUAGUGGAUGACGAUCACAGAGCAGCCUUCAUUAAUGCUAUUAAACACAAGGAACGACAGACCCUGCAACAACUGUACGGGCCUCAGUCUAGAGCCAAGGUAGACGCAUCGGCAAAGACAAAUCCAAAAAUAGCAGGAUUUGCCAAAGAGCUCGAGUCUCGAAAGAAGAACUUCCAAGACACUGGCCAAGCAGUCCAUGCCUCAGCACUACAGGAAGUUGAACAGGAGCGAGAGAUGGAGAAUGAGGUUGAGGCUGUGCGACAAGUCAAAAAGCCGUUACCUUACACGCCUCACAAGUUCCCCGGUCUUCACAGGGAUCUAGAAACCUUUGCCAGGACAGGUAGAAUACCUGCCGGGUCGGACCAUUUUAUCCAUAUACUGAGAGCAUUGGCAAGGACAGCGCUUGGGAGAAAAUAUAAGGUGAACUACGACAUAAGCUCUUCGCAGCUUUUCAUUUCGAGUGAAUUCGAGCGGACUGUCAAGUUAAUCAUUGAAUCGGCCAAUGACAAUUUUAUGCGCCCUGUACAGUGGAUUCUCCAUACAGGAUCUCCCGAAGCUGCAAUUGUUGUGACACCAGAGGAAGCCGAGCACCUAAUUCAAAUCAUACAAGAGACAGAGAGGGGGGGACAGAUUAGCCCAACCCGUCUUUUGACAUAUGCGGCACCUGUCACCCGACGAAUGAUGCACUUCAACAAGCUGAGCUUUUAUUCUAUGCCACCUAUUUCUGGAGACUGGCAGCCUUCCGAAUGGCUCGCUACCGAGCUUGGUUUCUUUGCAGGGAGGCUCUAUUUCGACUGGUCAGAGUACCAUAGCAUCUGCAACAUGCUUGGAAUUGACUUGUCUACGCCUGGAAUGGAUGAGUUUGAUAGUUCGGAGAUGGAUACUGACCAACAGACGGCCUCCGGCGAAGUAUCGAGCGAUCCAGAUGGAUCGCAAAGAGUCGCUUCUAAUCCUAGGCCAAAUUCCAUACCAACAGGCCAGAAGCUCAAGGGUCUUACAUCCAAGCCGUACACAUUCACGCAGGAGUAUCUAGCGGUUCGUCGACGCGGUCAGGACUUUACUCACACGCCAAUGGGCUUCUUAUGCAAUGGAAAGCCGCUGAGCGAGGACAGCCCGUUCUUCCGCCGUGCAGAUGCCGUGCGACGUCGCAAAGGUCUUGUUCCUGUUGGGAUAACCCAGGCUGACAAUACCGAGGAAGGAGGUGAAGAGGCGAUGGAUCUGGGAAACUAUGAUCCCUCGGCGGAGAUCCAAGACGAUGAGGACCAAAUCACUAUUGAGUAUGAUGAAUCUGACAUGCAUCGGAUGGAAGAGGAGGACACAGAUAAAUCAAGUACCGAAGCUCCAUCUCCGAGCUCGAUUCGUGGAAAGCGGUCGGCCAGGCGUAAAGGGAGGUAAAGGGGACUUGUUUCGAUAAUUUGUGGGUACUUGUCAGAGGAAUUUGUACAUGAAUGAUGAAUGAUGAAUGAUGUAUAUGAGGCGUAGAAGCCUUCAGAGCUGAAAGUUUUAGGGUCUGCGAAUGGUAACUCUUAUCUCACAUGCGAGGGAAUGAAUGGUAUUUUCCUCGUACCUCUGUUCUCUGUUCUUUCCGUAGUAGUUAGGAAGGUGAUUAAAUAAGAAAGGGGUGACUUCAUACUGUAUUGGGUUUAGGCUAAAACCAAGACCUAACGGCGCUAUGAUCGCGAAGUUCUAGUGGA